Molecule: messenger RNA, 532 nt
Organism: Schistocerca piceifrons (Central American locust)
Lineage: Eukaryota; Metazoa; Arthropoda; Insecta; Orthoptera; Acrididae
Gene: MED9
Product: mediator of RNA polymerase II transcription subunit 9
Exons: 3
Coding region: 117-344 (75 amino acids)
Biological process (GO): regulation of transcription by RNA polymerase II
Cellular component (GO): mediator complex
Molecular function (GO): transcription coregulator activity
Source: RefSeq, a predicted model, not a curated record
AAACAACAUCUGAGAAAACCUUAUCGUCUGCGAUAGUGGCUGCGUACUGUGCUACAUUGGAAGUGUUUAAGGAAAGUUGUACUAAAUAAUGGCUCGUUUCUUAAAAACUAAGUGAAAUGGAAGCGAUAGAGCAAAAUGGUUCAAUUGCAGCUCCAACUAACCUGACAGUCGACGACGUUGAUGUUGAUUUCUUACCACUUAUAUACGAUAUUAUUAGAAGUGUGGAACGUGAUCCUCAUGACUCGACACAGAAAACAAGAGAAUCUCAAGAUAUAAGCCAAAAAAUUUUGGAACUACAUAAGAAGUUUGAUGAAGCAAGAGCUCAGAACAUGGCUGGCUGGUGACAAAUCCACAACUGCACUCACCCUUGCAGUUCUUCAUCUGACUGAAACAACAUUCACACAUCUUCCUUCAGCUCACCAAAGAUGUGAAAAUCGGAUGGUGAAGGAUCCAAGCUUACAACCAAAUUGCUGGAGUGUAGGCUUCAUCCAAUUGGAGGUGGAGGGGGGAAGGUGGUGUUAUGCAACAGCGU